This is a messenger RNA of Staurois parvus, 462 nucleotides long. NCBI's taxonomy places the organism in Eukaryota, Metazoa, Chordata, Amphibia, Anura, Ranidae. The record is from the annotation of a GenBank genome assembly.
AGGUCUCGGGCCCCCAGGCGGAGCGGCGGGCGCUGGACCCCCAGGCGGAGCGACAGGUCUCGGGCCCCCAGGCGGAGCGGCGGGUGCCGGACCCCCAGGCGGAGCGACAGGUCUCAGGCCCCCAGGCGGAGCGGCGGGCGCCGGACCCCCAGGCAGAGCGACAGGUCUCGGGCCCCCAGGCAGAGCGGCGGGCGCCGGACCCCCAGGCAGAGCGACAGGUCUCGGUCCCCCAGGCGGAGCGGCGGGCGCCGGACCCCCAGGCGGAGCGACAGGCGGAGCGGCGGGCGCCGGACCCCCAGGCGGAGCGACAGGUCUCGGGCCCCGAGGCGGAGUGGCGGGCACCGAGUCACCAGGCACGACAGUGGGCUCCGAGUCAACUGGCAUGACCGCUGGGUCAGACAUUGGAUCGUCUGGCUGGACAGCGGGCAUUGGGUCACCAGGCAUCAGGUCAUUUGGCUCGAC